This is a messenger RNA of Drosophila hydei, 2844 nucleotides long. Its product is annotated as ras-GEF domain-containing family member 1C. The transcript has 6 exons. Gene Ontology annotation, cellular component: plasma membrane. Gene Ontology annotation, biological process: positive regulation of GTPase activity; Ras protein signal transduction. Bases 317 to 2494 code for a protein of 725 amino acids. The record is from RefSeq and is a predicted model, not a curated record. Gene Ontology annotation, molecular function: guanyl-nucleotide exchange factor activity. NCBI's taxonomy places the organism in Eukaryota, Metazoa, Arthropoda, Insecta, Diptera, Drosophilidae.
AACACAACACUGCUGGAGUGGGAAAUAAAUAAAUAAAUAAAUAUAAAUAGUCGCCAAGUAAACUGUUUAUUUCGCAACAGAAACGAGCUAUUAAUGUGCAUGAAAAUGCAAACACCAUAAAAAAUGUGAAUUGUGCGUGAAUUGGAACGCAAAUACCUAAUGUUGUUCCUGCAGAAAUGUGCUCGCUAGUCUAGUGCAUUGAUAUUAAUCCAAAGAAACCCCCAGGGUCAUAUGCAUUUUACCAACACAAAGCCAACAUCAUAUACCUAAUUAAUUACCAUAUACCCUACUAUUGACUAACUGAUCAAACUUCAAAAUGGACGAAGACAUUAUGAAUGCAGUAGAAUCUCUUUUCGGCAAGGAUGUUAAAAUUGUGGACUGCGAAACGUCGUCUUCGGUGCAACAGGAGGAGGUGCUGCUGAUCAAUGGUGUGCCGGUCAAAUUGGAUGGCCUGCCGGCGGAUGAUGCCAGUGCCAUUAAGAGCGCUCUGCUCGAUGGACAGAUGCCGGCUGUAGAGCAUUUGAACCAGUUGCUGUUUCGUGCUGGACUCGCGCAACAGCCCAUUGAAGUGGAAACAUCGCUGACUGUUAAAUCCUCGCUAACCACCACCGAGGAGGUGCUGGUCUCCCGUAACGGACAGGUGCUGGACGAACGAACUGUCGAAACCAAAGAGCACUUCAACCAUCAGUCACACCAGAAAGAGAUCUGGCAGCCAGUUCAACAGCAAAACGCAUUGGCACGUGCGACGCCAGAGAAUGCGUUGAAGUAUCGGACAAAUUCGAACUCCACGUUCUCUUCACAGACAACAACUGAUGGGGAGCCAAAUAGAGCUGGUGAUCCUUUGGGUCGUCAAUUGAAUCAAACCUUUUCAAAUGCCUCACUCAUGUCGAGCAGCUCUGCCAUUACCGGCUCGGAUCAAGUGAUUGGCUCGGCCUCUGCCUCUAAUGUGUCAACUGCCACAACCCUGGGCGAGAAGAGCUCGAAUAUAAGCAGUUGCGAUUCGGGCCACGACGGCCUCUUCCACAGCGUCUCAAUGAGUAUGCCCUAUACGCAAAUCAAUGUUCGCGACACGCAAACAGAUUCUUUGUACUGUGACAUUCCCAGCUCGGCUGAUGAAGCUGACGCCGUGUCGGUCGCUAUGCUGAGCACGCACCUACAAAUCACAGAGCCAUGCGAUUUAGUUAACGAUUGCCAAACAACGCCAGCUUAUGCCAAAGACUUGCCAGCCGCUGGUAAUUUGAGCACACUUGUCUCGCUUCUGGCCAGCUGCAAAAACGAGGACAUGGAAUUAGCAUUUAUAUUAUGCGCUCGUCUGUUUGUACCAAUGCAAGAACUGCUGUCCAUGUUGAUUCAACAGUGCCACGGACAAGAAGAUGAGCUCCUGCGUCUCCUGAGCCACUGGUUGCGCAUAUGCCCCAAUGACUUUCGGAACGAGACACUGCUUCAACAGUUGCGCAAACAGAACGGCAACAAAGCUUUAAGCUCCUUUCUUGAUUGCCUGCCCGACACACUUGAUCGCCAGGAUGCAAGUCGACGCUCACAACUACAGUAUAUGCUGGCCAAGCAGGCCUCGGCCAGUUCGUUGGGGCGACAGAGCAGUAUUAAGUCACUAAAACGUUUUGCUGCGAAUGUUUAUAAAACAGAUAAUGUGCUCACCAAGUGCAGCAGCGCAUUUGAAUUGGCACACCAGCUUUAUGCCAUUGAAUAUGCCUACCUUUCGCAGUUACGACUGGAAGAGUUUAUAGAAUUGAUAAGCAACGGCGAAUUUAAAGUGUGCAUGUCACAAACAAAGGCCAGCACGUUAGGCUCCCACUGCACCUCAGCAAAACAGGCUGAUGUAAGCAUUGAAGCCUACGUGCAGUGGUUCAAUCAGCUCUCCUCAUUAACUGCCACGGAGAUACUCAAGCUUGGCAAAAAGUCCCAGCGUGCGCAGAUGAUUGAGUUCUGGAUUGAAACAGCUUUGGAAUGUUUUAAUAUCGGAAAUUUUAACAGUUUGAUGGCUAUUUUGACAGCUCUCAAUACGACAAAUAUAUCACGGCUUAAGAAAACUUGGUCUAAGCUGCAGACAACCAAAUUUGAGGGCUUGGAACAUCAAAUGAAUCCCAGUUCUGAUUUUCAAAACUAUCGAUCAACCAUGAAAGCCGCCAUUUGGCGGUCCGAACGCGAAACAGCUAAUAAAAUUGAACGUGCCAUCAUACCAUUCUUCUCGCUAUUUCUAAAGGAUAUCUACGCCAUUCAUGAGAGUCAUCCAACUAGAUUUGCUAAUGGAUUCCUUAAUUUUGAGAAGUGUACACUUCUUGGCACACAGCUGCGCAACUUUUAUAAAUGUCAACAACUUGAUUGCCCCUACGAGCAGUUGGCCAACGUUGUGGCCUAUUUGCAGAAGGCUGAAGUUUUAACUGAGGACGGUCUUAAGAAAGCUUCAUAUGAGUGCGAGUCACCAACUGAUGCUGGAGAGAGAGACCAUUACAAAACGCUGAAAACUGCAAAGUAAUAGAACAUAUUAUUCGAAAUAUACCAUAAGACAACAUAUUUUUUUAGGGCGAAAAUCGAAUCCAUUCGAGCCUCGCACAAGCUUCCAUAAAGUUUGUACACAUUAUUUUUUGUUGAUACUUCCAUGUUGCAUUUGCAAUCGCAAUAACGAUAAUAACGAUAAUAAUUUAACAUAAAGAACGCAAUCAUAUUUGUUAAUUUGUACUUAAGACUUUAGGGUACACACCAACACACAAAAUCACAUACACAUAUUAAGCUGAUUGUAAACAAUUGGUUAUUUGUAUUCAAAUUGAAGCUCCAAUAAAUUUACACAUGCAUAAUAUAUUCGUGUACUCAUAGAGUACUAAAUAU